UAGAUAGUGAAUACUGGUGCUGUGAUGAUGAUUAUUUGUGGCUUGUCCAUAGGGGCAUACACCGAUCAGCCAUAACAUUGUGACCACCUGCCUCAUAUUGUGUUAGUCCCCAUUUAGCUGCCAAAACAGCCCUGACCCGUUGAGGCAUGGACUCCACUAGAUCCAUGAAGGUGUGCUGUGGUAUCUGGCACGAAGAUGUUAGCAGCAGAUCCUUUAAAUUCUGUAAGUCCACUUAUGCUUGAUAUGAUUGAGAUCUGGGGAAUUUGGAGGCCAUAUCAACACCUCAAACUGGUUGUUGUGCUCAUCAAACCAUUCAUGAACCAUUUUUGCUUUGUGUCACGGAGCAUCAUCCUGCUGAAAGAGGCCACAGCCAUCAGGGAAUACUGUUUCCAUGAAAUGGUGUACAUGGUCUGUAACAAUGCUUAGGUAGGUGGUGCGUGUCAAUGUAAUAUCCACAUGGAUGGCAGGACCCAAGGUUUCCCAGCAGAACAUUGCUCAAAGAAUGACACUGCCUCCAUCGGCUAGCCUUCUUCCCAUAGUGCAUCCUGGUGCCAUGUGUUCCCCAGGUAAGUGAUGCACACGCACCCAGCCAUCCACGUGAUGUAAAAGAAAACACCCCACAAGAGCUGCAGUUUUCGAGAUGCUCCGAUCCAGUGGUCUAGCCAUCACAAUUUGGUCCUUCGUCAAACUCAAAGCUCAAAUCCUUACGCUUUCCCAUUUUUCCUGCUUCUAACACAUCAACGUUGAGGACAAAAUGUUCACUUACUGCCCAAUAUAUCCCACCCACUAACAGGUGCCAUGAUGAGGAGAUAAUCAGCAUUACUUACUUCACCUGUCAGUGGUCAUAAUGUUAUGGCUGAUCGGUGUAUGUUGCAGAACCCAACCAUAUAUAGAUAGUAGCCAUUAAACAGAAUUUAAAGUUCUAUUAAAUAUAUGUUGCUAUUUGACAGCUAUAAGCCAAUGUUCUAUUGAUUUGUUUGCCUUUAUGCCAUGUUUAGCUACAUAGUGAUAUUAUUGCAUCUACGGUGCCAAUAGAAGCCCACUGGGGCAGGAAUCAUGUUGCCCUCUGAUAGUGCUAUGAACAUUUUUAGUAGAGAAGAAGCAGCAAAUGGAACCAGAAUUCUGCCAUGUCUUUUGUAAGAAAUUUGUUUAAAGCUUGGGUGAGGAAAAGCCCAUGUCUAUACAUCAGUAAUGUGUGCGCACCACAGUAACCUUGUUUCCCUGUGCAAAGGCUGAAAGAGAAGAAAAAAAAUGUCUCUGUUUUUUAGUGCCUUGGUUUUUCAGUUUCAAGCCUUUUGGGAUAUAGUUGGUCUGGAGAUUUUGUUGAAACUUGGCAACCUUACGUGCUGUAUCGAAUACAACUGAACAAAGUUAGGUCUUUAUCAAGCUGCCAGACUAUUUGCUGGAUGACUCUGUGUUGUUGAAUCUCAGCUGCCUAUUAUGGGAUAACUCUAAAAAUUCACUAGAUUGUAGCCUACAGCCAAAGUCAAGUGUGAUAGCCUCUCGGUUUAAUUUUAUUCAAGUCUAUGUGCGCACACACACACACACACAUACACACACCUUGAUGUCAGCUACUUUUCCUUACAGUUACUAUUUCCUGCUACUGUUGCCAUAGCAACAACAUUCUCUAAACUCUGGUGCUUAAUAUAAUAUUCUAGUAUGGCUAAAAUCCUUCAAUAAUAAUAAUAAUAAUAAUAAUAAUAAUAAUAAUAAUAAUUUUAGCCUCACACCUCCAGCGUCCUGGGUUUGAGUCUCGCUCCUGCUCACUGUGUGUGUGGAGUUUGCAUGUUCUCCCCAUGCUUGGUGGGUUUCCUCUGGGUGCUCCAGUUUCCUCCCACAGUCCAAAGACAUGCUUCUAGGCUGAUUGGAGUCUCUAAAUUGCCCGUAGUGUGUGAUUGCAUGAGUGAAUGAGUGUGUGUGUGUGUGUGUGUGUGUGUGUGUGUGUGCCCUGCGAUGGGUCGGCACUCUGUCCAGGGUGUAUCCUGCCUUGAUGCCCGUUGACGCCUGAGAUAGGCACAGGCUUCCCGUGACCCGAGGAUAGAACGGAUAAGUGGAGGGCGGAGCCAGCCAUGGCUGCACAUUCCAAGGCGGAGCUUGCAGUUGAACUCCUCCUUCUCUGAAAUGACUGCUAUUUUGACUACUGCCAGAGAUUCGAGUGAAAUCAACGACUUCCCCUACCUCCUGGCCCUGGAACCCAAUGCCACAGGAGGAGAGAACAUUUGGACGGAUUUGACAGUAAUAGCUGCAGUCAGUGCACAGCUUUUUGACCGGGAAGGCAAUGAGGUUCAAGUCACAGAGCCGGUUCAUUUCUCCGUUCCACUGCCCACCGACUCCCGUGUCCGGUCUCCCACCAGCAUACCUGUGUGGGUGUAUAACAUGAACGCAGGCCUUUGGGUGAGAAACGGGACUGGUUACAUUAGAAGAGAUGGCUCUCAUUUUACAUGGGACUUUAUGGCCUCGCGGUUGGGAUACUGGAUAGCGGCCUUUCCCUCAUCAUCCGGGCCUGGUUUGUCUCAUCCAAGCCUGAGGGACAUCACAACAUACCAUACCCUUAUCUUGCUCUCCAUACUGGGAUCUCUGGCCUUGCUUGUACUGGUACUUCUCUGUGUUCUCCUUUACUACUGCAGACGGAGAUGCCUGAAGCCUCGGAGACAGCAAAAGCAGGGACAAGUCUCAGCUGCUCUGAGCAACUCCAGAAGAGACCAGGGCACCUCCACCUCUCGCCUAAACCUUAUCUGUGGUGGUCAUGUUGAAGCAACCUCCACCAAUGGUGACCCGGAGGCCAGCAAAUCUGAUGCCUCGACAUCCCACGAAUACAAGAGUGCACGUGACGAAUUUGCCAAGCACGUACCAGCACACAAACUCCGUCAUUCAUCCAAAAAUAAACAGUCCAAAGGAGCCCAGCGAGGUGCUGAAAGCUUCCCUAUGAAGGUACAUCGUUCCACAGAAACAAGUACCCAUGAAAGUACCCUUUCUCAUGAAGACUAUAGUCGCAACUACAGCCCAGAUGUCAAGGAUCACGAGUACCGUCGCAGACAUGUUGCUAAUGACAAUCGUGGAUACACGGCUGACCCACCUUCUCCACCUCUCUCGGACAAGCCACCAGAAUACUCACAGGUUUCCCAAAGUCAGGACCAUCUUGCUCGUCCAACAACAUUGAACACACAGCCUGGUCAGAUCAUAUUCUGCAGCUCUUUAGAUCAAAUGACAGAAAAUAUGUACCGCAGCAUGGUUCCAACCUUGGUCAUUCCAGCACAUUACAUGCGCCUGUCGUCUGAGUUUGGUGGUUCGGAUGGUGGAAAGGAUGGCCAGGGUCAGGCUGAGAGGGAAAGGGAAGGCCAAGGAGGGGCAGGUAAUGGUGGUAGCAGUGGAGUUCAGAGCCAAGGUCACCAGGUCCAGAUCCAGGGAUCAGGCCAGAUGCAAGGCCAGCAAGGAGUUGGUUCCCCAGAUGGUUCUGAGGAGAAUAUGUGGGCAUCUGGAGGUCCGUCAGCACCAGUCCACAUUCCAGUGCUCUUUAAUGAUUCCACUAUGGCUCAGAUGAAUGGAGAACUCCAGGCACUAACCGAAAAGAAACUUCGAGAACUAGGAGUCAAGCAGCACCCUCGUGCCUGGUUCAUAUCUCUUGAUGGGCGUGCCAAUGCUCAUGUGCGACACUCCUACAUUGAUGUUGCCUCAGAAUUUGCUCACAGUGGAGCUAACAGCAGUAACCAUAGUGCUCAAAGCACUCUGAGCGCCCCUGCUGGCACCAGUAAGGAUUGCAGCCCAGACACAAGUCUCCAAGAUACUCAACAGGAGCGCAAGCCAGCAUCAGGACGGAAGAGUAAAGAGGAAAGGCAUGGAAAUGGGCGGAAGGGGCAUGGAGGGAGCAGCAGUGGGGGGAAGCAUUAUUCGAAACUGCCUUAUAAUGAUCCUCUAGAUCUUGCCGGUGGAGUUGGCCGUAUGGGGGCGGGAUCACCUCUCGAAAAUCCACUGACUCCCCUACUUGAUGAUGGCCCGGAGGAACCACGAGGGUCACCAAUGCCAAGAAGGGGACGAAGCCGGGGUAACAGCUCGCGUAGCAGCAACAGUGAGACCCAACGGGAUUCUGUCACCAGCCCAGAGGAUGAUAACGACCCAGAUGACAAGGAUGAGAACAAGAAAAGUCCAUGGCAACGCAUUGAAGAACGACCACUCAUGGUGUUCCAUCCCAAGAAGUAAAACAGUAACAGAAAGAGACCAAGUCAAACCUUUUUACAUAUGAAGAACCUGUCCACCUGGGUCCUGGAACCUGUUUGACACUUCAGCACCAUCUAUAAAAAGGAGGUCUUAUCAAGGAAAAAGGUGAUGCCCUUGUUUAAUAAUGAGGAUUUUUUUUUAAAAUUGGUGAUUGUAAGCAAAUUUUUGAAUAUAUUGGGGCAAUUUAAUCCAUUUCCUGCAAGCUGAAUGAAACAAUGUUAGAAUCAUUUUGUAAUAAAUCAAAUACCACCCUUACAUCACCAAAAACUAUAUCUCUAGUUCUGAUGUGAAUAUGAGACUAGUAAAAAGAUGAGAUUCCGGGAACAGAAGAGCAGAUGAGGUGACACUGACAUAAAAUAUAUCCAACACCUCGAUGAUGCCUGACUGAAGUCCCUUACCUAAUAUGAAAUGGAGUUUUUACCAUAAGUCUAAAUAAAAAUAUUUCUUAAUGUACGUUAUAUACGUACGUUUACAAUCAACUACGGCACAAAUGAAGUCACAAAACUACAUACAGGACUGUUUUAAUUGCAUCUCAGCCAGAAUGGCUUGGUGAUGGGUGUGGAUUUUUGGAAUGGUGCCGUAAUGGAAAUGGCAUGUUUAUGACUGGUUUUGGGGCAAAAAAAAAAAAAAAAGAGGAGGAGGCCUUGUGCUGAAGAGUGAAAGAUUACUUUUACACAACUGGGUGGUUUCAUAUGUUCAUAUUUGAUGUUAUUCUUGUGUACAUCCUGUUUCAUAUUCCUGAUGUACAUUUUAUUGUACACACAUUUAUAUGUGUGUUACUUUAUUCAUGUAUUAUUAAUGUUUUUUUUUUUAAAUAUUGAUAACACCAAGAUGUCAAUAUGAACAGUGAUGAUAUUAGGAAAUACUGGUUUAUAAAUCCAAACAUUCCCAAUGACCAAUGCCUCCACAGUUGACAGGAUUUGUAUCAAUUCAUAGUUUAUUUCUUUAUUAGGUGAUUUUAUUAGACACAGUUGAAAGUUUUCAUUUGUUCGUUCCUGUUUUUUAAAGUAGUUAUCCAGUGGCGAUGUUUGUUUUUUCUUUUCAUGUCUGAAACAAAGUUUUGUACAGGAAAUGCUGUUUUUUUUUCUGUACACGUUUAUGUGCCAAUAUGAACUUUUCAGAUCAUACUAAUUGUAACUUUUUAAUCAUGGUUUACAAUAUUUACUAAGUUUACCAGAGUUUAUCAGAGAUCACAUUUGGGAGUGAUUUUUAGUGUUAAAAAACUCGCUUGAUAACGUCUCGACUGACAUAAAUCAGGUUUUUUUUUAAAAACAGUAUACACAAAAAGGUUUUGAGGGGGCUGUGAGCUACAUCAGUAUCAUGACCUUGCACUGUUGCUACGUUCACAAUCAAAGGAACUGCUGCUUUUUGCAGUUACACAACCAAACGUGAUAUUUUGACCAAUCACAAACUGAAAAAACAAAUUUGACUGUGAUCCAAAAACAUUUAAUCAGACAGCUGCUUUCUGAAUGGGGUGAAGACAUUUCAGUAAUUAUAUAAAGCGUGUUAAGUAAAAAGUAAGUUUACGAAAACACAGUUUUAGCGAAAUAAUCGACAAAUAAUUAAGGAUAGCAUUGGACUGUAUCCAAGUUGUUCUGAAUGAAUUUCCCCGGACAGCAUGUUCCUAAGUGUUUUAUUCCUCUUAUAAUAGCAAUAUUGCGAAAGUUUUACUUUUUAUCCUCUUUUAUGUACGUUGUUAAUGUUACAGGACGUCUGCGCAACAACUUAUUUCUGUUAAAAAAACAUUUUCUCUUAAUGUUAAUAAGACAAAAGUUACAGAGAAAUCGUGUCGUUUUGGUUCUAAAACUUCGUUACAAUUCACUGAAUUCAAUAACCACUUUUCAUGAAUGUUAAACAAACGUUUCCUCACAAAAAACUACUAUUAAUUUUGUAAUUAGGAAUCGAUUAUUUGGAGCAUCCACCACGUAAGGACCUCUAGAAUCAGCUGUUACUAUAGAAACAGUAAGACUUUCUGACCAAUCAGAAUUGAGAAUUCCAACAGAGGGAAUCCUGUGUAUAUAGUAGUUUUUAUAUGCAUGGGAUGUAGACUAGGAAGAUUUUUUAUGACUGAGGAUCAAAAUUGUUCCAGUGAAGUAUGGGAAUAUGGGAGUUAUGAAAUGUGUUGUGUUGAGUUUGCGAGAAAGCGAGUGAGGUGAAUGUUUAGCAUGUGCAGAAGCCAAAAUGGCGCCUUGUCGGAAGGCUAAAACAACAAACCCUGUGUUGAAAUAUUCGGUGCUAUUUGUUAUCCGCCAGUGCAUUUUACUUAACUGCAUGGCAAUUUUUACUGUCUUUUCUGUCUACUCUCUGUAAUCGCUCUUAACCGUGAAUGAAAUGCUGCUUUCUUGAUGAGAAUUCUAAACUUUCUCCAUUCAAAGUCACAUCCUUCAUUUUUCAAAAUAAUAUUUUUAAUCUUUUCAUUUUUGGAGACACAUUUUUUGGUUCAUUUUCAUAGGACAAAAAAAAACAACUUGUGGCCUAUUUUAAAUCAAAGCACAGCAGAAGCACAGGUCAACUAAGCACUACUGGUUUGGUUCGGCCAAAAAAUAAAUAAAUAAACAAAUAAAUUAAUUAAUUAAUGAAUAGCUCAAUUGAUUAGCUGAGACAUCUUUUUGUUUGGUUUUCAUCAGACUGUUAAUACAGCUUUUUUCCCCUCUGCAAUUGUUUUACUGCACUUGUACUACAGCACUUCGAAAAUGUAAAUUGUUUAGAAAUUUAUGAAUGGCACAAAUAGUUAUCUGAUUUAUUUAAAAAAAAAAAAUCUAGGCAAGUAAACCUGUUUAAAAUAUAAUUAAACAUAACUGGUAUUUCAUACAGUAAGAUUAUAAAUAAUAAAAAUGAAAAAGUUAGAUUUUUUCUAUUAGAAAUUAUAUUGGAAAUAAAAAAAUUUACUUAAAUUUAGCAAAAUUUGGAAAAAUGUAAAAAAUAAAAUUAGCAAAAUUAGGAAAAAUGUUUAGCAAUCAGGUUUCUAUUUGGUUAAUAAUAAUAAUAAUAAUAAUAAUAAUAAUAAUAAUAAUAAUAAUAAUAAUAAUAAUAGAUACAUUUGACUACAUUAUUUUAAAGAGUAACUCUAGUACAAAACUAAACAAGCGAACGUCAGACACCAAAAAACGUCUUGACUUUACUCAAAUUGUUUUUGCCGAACCAAAAUGACACCAGUUGCCUCAGAUUAUUGUACUGUAGAUCCCAGAAGUGUCAGUUCUGGCUCUAGUAACUGGAGCUCUUCUACCUGCUGUAACACUGACCUGUCGCUAUUGGUGCUUUAAUAAUAUACCGCUCGAUAUAUAUACGCACCAUGUAAAUACAGAUAUAUUUAAAAUAAAAUAAUCGGACUAUUUAACUAUUUAAACAUGUAAUAGAGCCAUAGAACUUUGUUUUUGUUUUUUUUUUAAAAACACUUAGAAACUUGUGCCUGUUUUUGCUUAAAUAUCUGAGACGAAAAGUUAGGACUUAGGAACUGUUAGUUAAGAACUAUUAAAUUACGGAACCGUUUAUUUUUUCAGAAUUUGUUUGGUUUGUUGCUUCACCUCGAUAACAGUGUUUCCGUUUCUGAGAUGCUUCCGGAAGGUAGAAAGCUUUUAAGAAGCUAAAAACGUAUUAACUUCCUUUGAGGAACCAUUUUUUUUCUAAAUAAGGUGUUGCAGAACCAUCACCAGAACCCAGAACAAAAGAUUUCUUUGAUUUGUCCCUUUAAGGAUCUGUUUAUUCCCACAAAGACUAUGUCUUUUUGUGAAUUUUACAGAAUCCAUUGUUUAUUUCCCAGACAGAUUUCUUUACCUCGUUCCUUAAAAGUUGAGGAAUUGUUUUCCAAGAGUGAUUUAUCCCCCAGAGAAUUUGAGGAUUUCUUAGGUUUAUCCCUUCAAGGUUCUGUCUAGAUUCUUACUAGAUAGUAGAACUAUUUUUAGAAAGCUAAGAACUUUAAGCAAUCCAACCAACCCCUUUGGAGAACCCUAGAGGUUUUAAGGAAUAUGUGUGAGGUUCUUACUAGAUAGUAGAAUUAUUUUAGAAAGCAAUGAACUUUUAGAAAUCCAGCCAAUCCCUUAAAGAACCCAUGAAGAACCCUAGAGGUGUUGAGGAAUAUGUAUGAGGUCUUUUUAAGAUGCUUUUCAGAAGAACCCUAAUGUUGGUUUGUUCUUUAAGAGUUUCCUUUGAGAAACCCCAAGAGUCCAGAAACUAAAAAGUUUCAAAAAUCUGUUUUGCUAUUUUUGUCUGUUUGUCUCAUUUCUCUGUUUUGUUCCAGAAGGUCAGAUAUUUUCUGUAGAAGCUGAAAAAUCUGUGUUAAUUCCAUGUGGAUUUCUAUACUUUGUCCCUUCAAGCUUGUUGCAGAAUUUUUUUCCGUACAAAAGCCCCCUUUUUUCUAUUCGUAUGGUUUUCACUUCCUGUUUUCCUGUUUUCACCUGAAUCUAAAUGUAUUUAUUGAGUAUUGUAUAGAGAGUAUUGUAAAGAGAAGAGUGUUUGCUCUCUGUGAGUAUGGAGUGUGUGUGUGAAUUAUCCUCUGUCUUAAAGGUGCUCCCUUUCAAACCGAAGCCAUUCUCCGUCGUUACUGCGAACCGUCCGUAAGCGUCCGUCUGGUUGUAGAUUCAUAAAGUGAAUAACGUGAUCACGAGUGCUCUGAGAAGACGUGUAAAUAUUUCUCUUGUUAAUCUGGGAUGGACGGACGUCCUGACUCGGCUCAGACUUUUCAUGUUUUCAGUCGUAGCUUUUCCGUGUGGCAUUUCAAUUCGAAACCUUUACUGAAUUGUAAGAAAAAGCAUUGAUUUGAUUGUACAUUCUCCCAAGACAACAUGAUAAUAAACUUGUUUACAUAUUGAUUUCA
Hemibagrus wyckioides is the source of this 9028-nucleotide messenger RNA. RefSeq names its product protein FAM171A2. The transcript is spliced from 6 exons. The record is from RefSeq and is a predicted model, not a curated record. The coding region runs from base 2122 to 4197 and encodes 691 amino acids. Lineage: Eukaryota; Metazoa; Chordata; Actinopteri; Siluriformes; Bagridae.